Messenger RNA from Ruditapes philippinarum (Manila clam), 5386 nucleotides. Its product is annotated as transcription factor egl-13-like. Gene Ontology annotation, molecular function: DNA-binding transcription factor activity, RNA polymerase II-specific; RNA polymerase II cis-regulatory region sequence-specific DNA binding. The transcript has 9 exons. Bases 453 to 2681 code for a protein of 742 amino acids. NCBI's taxonomy places the organism in Eukaryota, Metazoa, Mollusca, Bivalvia, Venerida, Veneridae. Gene Ontology annotation, cellular component: nucleus. The record is from RefSeq and is a predicted model, not a curated record. Gene Ontology annotation, biological process: cell fate commitment; regulation of transcription by RNA polymerase II.
CUAUCUCAAUAUUGAUGACGAGAAAUUAAUGCUUCCUUAAUACUCUGACAGUCUCUUUACCGUAGUUUGAAAAAAUUGAAAUAUUAUUGCACACUUAAAUUGCAAUUGUAGAAGUGUCAUAUAGCAGAGGGGAGUUUUUUUUCUCUCUUAUGAUUUAUUGCUUCGAUAGUAUUAAUUCUUGUUAUUGAAAGUUUAUCUUCUGCUUUCAAAAUAUAACAAAUUUAUGAAAGGAUACUGAUGGACUUGAAUAAAUUGUGCAUUUUGUUAGUAUAUUGAUGGAGGCCAGCUGAUUAUUAAUUUUGGUUUAUAAGAAUAACUUUUCAUACAGAACAUUGGUGGUAUAAAUAUCAUUUUUACGGAGAUUGAUGAAAUAUUUUAUGUGACUGUUAUAUUAAAUAUUAUAUUGACAUUGUCAGGAUUGUGUCGUCAAAAAUCAUGGAGGGUAAAGGAGCAUGUCUUCAAAGCGUAAAAAUACGCCAACCAAACUGCCUCGAGACGACGUCGUAAAUGAACGACCAAUCUACAACAGCUUACCUCAAAAUCAACACAAUUACCAUUACGAUCAGGACUUAGAUUAUCAUUCUCCGUUACAUAUUGUUGAAAAUCACGAAAAUUUCAACGGCAUUGAUAACCACGACUCAGACAGUAGUACAGAACGUGAUCGCCCUAAAAACAAGAAGCAAAGAAUUCUACAGAGCAUUCGAAACAGCUCAGACUCCGAUUCCGAUCCUGAAAAUAAUUUCCAUUUAAACAAUAACUCAACAAAGCCCGGGUUUGGGUUGCACAAAAAAUCCAUGGAAAGUGUUCUACGUCGGCUAAAUACACAUAAACCGGAGAGUGCCUCUGAACAGGAAUAUUUGGACAAAUGUCUAAAGAUGACGACGCAUGAAGCCGCAGCCGACAUGCAACUUUUCUCAAAUAUACAGCAUUUGCUCAGUGAUCAGACAGUACAGGACAAGGAACAGAAACUUGGGGAGAUGAUUGCUCAGUUACAGAACAUAAAAGAAAGUAUACGCAAAGAUAAACAGAGUUCAGAAGAAAGGUCACCAAGCCCAGAGCAGCCAAAAAAUAAAGUGCCAUCUCAUAUGACAGUACCAACGAGGGUGUCUCCAUUGACAACGUCUGCGUUCCAAGUAGACACAAAACACCAUUCAUCGCCACCGUACACCACCUCACCAUACCAUUUGUCACCUGUGACACAUUCCAGCCCUUUACCAUCAGACCAUCACUCUACGCCAUCACCUCGUCAUGACAACUCCAUGACCAGUCCAUCUGGACACGCCCCUCACACACCGAUGUGGCUCAGUACACCUAGAGACUCACGAGAUGCUUCAGUCAACGACCAAGACGGCCCACUGAAUCUUUCAAAACCAAGAAUCACAACGCCUAAAAGAGAGCGAAACGAUGAACAAUAUAAUUAUUCUCAUCAUUACGACCGUAGUGCGGAGAAAGUUGUAACUCCGCCUCCUGCGCAUAGCAACCAUCGUCAGAAUGUGAACACGACCAGCAGUACAGCAAGCAGUACCGUCAGUUCACCACAGUUACUAUCGACUCCACCGAAAGUUUCAAUCGCAGAAAAUCCAUCUCCUCUCUUCCCUGGUGUGAGACCUCCGUUCCUUCCUCCUCAGUAUAGUCCAUUCCUUGGUCUCGCCAGUCAUCUGCCAGUCUCCGUCCUCAACAACAACUUUACAGCACACUCCUACUUGAUGAACGGUGGUAAACUUCCAACUCUUGAUUCUGAUAAGGAAAGUAUGGUACAUGAGGCUCUAGCCCGACAGUAUGCAGCAGCUCAGCAUUCUGCCCAUGGUCCUCCAGUGUUUCCUGGCUUCGGUCUGUCCAUGUAUCCAGGAGCAUCUCAUCUUUCUCCCCAUACAAUGGCCAAGGAGCGUAAUGAACCUCUUAGAGCAGAUAACUCAUCUCCAAACUCUAAAAUGUUUGGUGCGAAAAUAAUUCGAGCACAGAAAGAGAAACAGGAUAUGAAUAAACCUCAUGUAAAACGACCAAUGAACGCAUUUAUGGUCUGGGCUCGUGAAGAAAGGAGGAAAAUACUCAAAGCAUGUCCCGACAUGCACAACUCAAACAUCAGUAAAAUACUAGGAGCAAAAUGGAAGGCCAUGAGUAACGCAGAAAAGCAGCCAUACUAUGAGGAACAAUCCCGUCUUAGUAAAUUACACAUGGAAAAACACCCCGAUUACAGAUACAGACCUCGCCCAAAGAGGACAUGUAUUGUAGAUGGGAAGAAACUGAGAAUUUCUGAGUACAAGAAUUUAAUGCGUUCAAGACGUCAGGAUAUUCGUCGUGUCUGGUACGGAGACUCUGGGACCACAUAUGUGGAGGGACUGCUCAAUUCCAAUGGUCAAAGUGUUCAAGGUUCAUCAAGUUCAGGUUAUGACUCUUCAAGAUUGAUGUCCCCUUCCGAGAUGGCAUCAAGUUUAAAUCAGGAAAAUGGUCACAGGGAACAUACUGCUAAUGGAGGCAGUGAUCAUAGUGAUGUGGAAGAUGUCAGCAUGAUUGAUCAGGAUCAUGCAGAUGCUCGUCUCCAUAGUGACGAGGAUAAUUUAAGUGAUGAUCUUGAAGCAGCAGACGACAGUAUGGACGCUUCAUACACUAACCAUAGUAAUCUUAAUGACUCUGAUUUUGCCAAUGGGAAUGGACCACAAUUACAUCAAGUGUCAUCAUAGUUUUUGAUUAACAAUUUACAAAUUGUACAAAGUCUUAAAUAAAAAGAACUUUAUCCCGGCUGUACAGCCUGAAAUUGUUUUAAAUGAAGGGUUGUGUGGUGCUAUAAUGAUUGUUACAAUAGACAUGCAUUAUUGUAGAGUAGGAAAAUACAAAUAUAAAGGGAACAUGAACUUGGUUGGUUCUUGAGAAGAAGAAAUCCUAGUGUAAAAUAAGAGAAUUGAACAAACUGGUACUUGUCCAGCUAUAGAGAAACUGUUUGGUACCAGUCUACUAUAUUAUGUAUGGCUGCGAAAUAUGGGGUUGCGACAAAUAGCUCAUUGCUAUUGUAGUCUUGUAUAGAAUUGUUAUAAUUUCACAUUUAUGUUCAGUUGUUAAGAAUUUUGUUAGCUAGAUGGCAUUGAAUGUAUAUUUGUUAUUAACUUUAUAUGUCUCAGAUAAAAAUUAUAGUGUACAGUACUCAAAUUAAAUAAAUACGCAUUGCUUAUAGUAGACUAUAAAUAUGAAAAAAAACUGUCACACAUGACUGAGUGAUGAGUUAUGUGUUUGAUUGAUUUUUGUACUUAAAUGUGCUGUAUUGAACAAAUGUUCUUAUUGAGAUUUUUUUCUGGAAAUCCAUAUUGUUAAAACAUGCUUAGAAAUCCGUGAUGUUAUUAGUACAUAGAAUUUUGUUAUAUCAGGGAAAAACAUUUUGUAAAGUAGAAGUAAAUUAUAUUCACUUUUUUUCUCACUUUGCAGAAGAAAAAUAUGAGCCGCGUCAUGACAAAACCAACGUAAUGCGUUUGCGACCAGCAUGGAUCCAGACCAGCCUGCGCAUCCGCGCAGUCUGAUCAGGAUCCUUGCUGUUCGCUAUCAGUUUCUUUACUUGUUAUAGGGUCUGUAUGCGAACAGCAUGGAUCCUGAUCAGACUGCGCGGAUGCGCAGGCUGGUCGGGAUCCAUGCUGGUCGCAAACCCACUAUGUUGGUUUUGUCAUGACGCGGCUCAUUUCAUUUAUAAGGGUUUUGUAAAAUAAUCAUUAACCACCUGUCAAGAUGCCAAACACACUUUUUUAUAAAUGAUUAUAAUUUUAUAGUCAUUAAAUUUAUCAUCCUUCCAUAUUUUUGUCCACUUCCAUUAAACGAGAAUCACUCCUAUUUUGUAUCUUUAUCAGUAUCACAAAAGAAUCCUUUGUUAAAAUAGAAUAACUUUUAGAGAAAAUAAUGACUUAAAUUUAUAAUAAUAAAAGUUCAGAUAUCUAUUGAACUAGAAAAGCAUUGCUAAUUUUGAAGUGAUUUAAUUAACAAAUAUUUUAUCAUAUUUUUAUAAUUUUUACUUAAAAUUAUCUGUAAACACAACUAAAUAGUUAUAAAAUUUAGUUGAACAAUAAACAGAACAAAACAGAAUAAACAGAACAAUAUAAUUCUAUUGAAAAAAGGUUGAAAUUAAGUGCCAUAAAAACCAUGUGUUCAAUUUUUAAAUGAAUAAAUAACAAACAAAAAAUAUAUGUUUGUAAAAUUUUAAAUGCUCAAAAUAUGAAACAUAUAUUUCCUUUGAUUAUAUUUGACUGGUUUGUUAUUUUUGUUUACAAAAUAAAUGACAAACUUUCUGCAAAAGAAGUGCCAUACAUUUGUUACAAUGAUUUUUUUGUGCUGUUUUUUAUCCUCUUUGUCUGAAAUAUAAUUUACACUUGGAGGUUUCUAGUCAGAAUGUAUUGAGUUUAUAUUCUUCAAUGUUUUAAGUAUAUAACCUUAGAUGUGACAGUCGACAGCGUAACUACUGUAGUACUGUUUGUACUUUGAUACUUUGUAAUUACUUCUGGCUGAAAAAGAAAAUUAUAAUUGAAAUAUGAAUUAAAAAAACAAAGAACUUAUUGAUGUAGAAUUCAUUAAAUUUGUCAAAUUAUGCACAGUAUAUAUAAAAGAGAAACAAUCAUGUGAAGAAAAGUGAUACAAAAAUUUUGUUGCCAAAGUGACAUUAUAAAUAAUUUAUGCUUAAAACAUUGUUUAAUAUGAACUCUUAUAUGCUAAGAAUCUUUUUAAAAAAGACAUAUAUUUUACAUGAUUAAUUUUUAACACUGAAACAAAUCCAGAAAGUUCAUUUACAUGAAUCCCUAAUUCCCAUUCCCAGAAAUCCAUUUAUUACAUGUUACUACAUCAGACACAAAUGAUGAGCUACAUUCAAGCAAAUUCUGUGCUUAAUAUAUGUACAACAGCCUCAAACAUUUUGCCAUUUGCUGGUUUUGAUGGUGAUAUAUUUCAGUAAAAUAGAGAUUUACCUAAAAAAGAAUUUGGUUUCCUCAAACUUAAGUUUAAAAAUAGAGAAAAAUUGCAUUUAAAUGAACCAUAAUUUAAAGGUAGAAAUGAGUUCAUACGUGGGAUAAUUUUUUCUGGUGUUUACAUGCACUUCUUUUGACUUUAUGUUUAUUCAUAAUAUUUUGUAAAAUAUCAUGUUUAAGACACUUGUCACAAUAGUUGUGACAGUUGAUCAUGUUCAUCAUGUGAAAAGAUUUAUAAUCGGGUAAAUUUUACUAUUAGAAUUAGAUAUAUUUAUAUAUAGAUAUUAGUAUGUAUAUGAUUGAAAGACGUAAACUGUUAAGUAUGCUAGAGUAAAAAACCUGCUGCAAACCUUUCUCAUUAUUUCUUGCAGUGACAUGUUCUUAAAUUUUCUGAACAUUUUUAAAGUUUUUAGUCCAUAUAAAUGAUUUCAAUGUAUUACCUUAACAACAAA